AUGUGGAGAAGCACGACGGGUCUUUGUGGUUCAAGCGUUUGGGGUCCGGUAACUGGCGAUGGCUUAGAUCUCACUCCAUGCGCCCGUGAAGUCAUUCUGAAUGCUAUACUACCUCUAUGUGCUAUACUUUUUUCUAUAAUAUAUCUAGUUCUUCGUACGUGUCGCAGACCAGCAAGUUUCUAUACUCCUUUGGUAUUCAAUGAUCAAGACGCAAUACCGCAGCAUGAACAUGGAUAUGUACCAGUUUCGAAAUAUGAUAUCAGUCAGCUAGUGAUAUCCUUCAUUCAGUUGGGAUUUGUAGGUUUUCUUUUCGGUUGGGAAGCUGAAAAAAAAGAUAACAGUGGCUUUUAUUCUGUAGUUGGGACAAUAGGCCAAUUUAUUUCUUGGUUUUACAUUGUGAUAUUGCUAGCAUGUCAUUUUAUGACGCGGAAAAAUCAAACUCAAUAUGCUUUUAUUAGACAACUAUUGAUUUUAUACACGCUUUUCUUUAUUAUUGCGUGUCUAAAUCUUCGUUCAAUGAUUAAUAGUAAAAAAAAUCAAGCGGAAGGAUAUGAACUUGUAUUUGCAAUAUGGAACUUUGGGGCUUGUGGUAUUUUAUUUGCUUGUUCUCUUAAACGACCACGAAACCCUGAAUUGAGAUACGCAAGAAACAACCGUGUAAUAUCUCAUGAUACAGUUGCGUCUCUAUGGUCUCUUCUCACUUUUGGGUGGAUGUCUUCGAUGGUUAGACUGAGUAAUAGACGUAAACUCACUGAAGAAGAUUUAUGGGAAUUACCAUAUAGAUGUCAAGCUGAUCAUUGUUACAGAGAAUUAAAUCGAAUAAUGAGCACAGAACUUUUAUCACGAUUACUUCGUGCCAAUGCCAACAAUCUUCUUCUUUUUCUUUUGAUUGCAACAUUUCGAUCUAUUUUUGCCUUUACCACCCCUUUCUUUCUUUAUAAAUUAUUAAAAUAUUUGUCUGAAAAUAAAGAGGGAACAUAUACUGAGGAGCCCUAUCUUUAUGUAUUUGGAAUAUUAUGUUCUGAACUUGCUAGAAUCAUUUUCUUAAAUCAGUUAAACUACCAGGUAGUGUGGCUAGGUAUCCGUGUAGAACAAAUGCUAAGUGUGUUAGUGUACGAGAAACAAUUACAUUUAAAGGUUUCAUCCAGAUCUAGUAAUAGACAAAACAAUGUUCUAACAACUGAUGUUGGUGAUAUUGCUGGCUUCUUCUCCAAUCUUCCUUUCCUUUUGACAAUUCCAUUAGAAAUUAUUGUUGCAACUGUAUAUUUAUAUUUUUUGCUAGGAGUUUCUAGCAUUAUUGGUAUUGUAAUUAUGAUAAUAUGCCUUUUAAGUAAUAAAAGGUUAGGAAGACGCGUCUCUAGGUUACAGAAGCGGGUCAAGAAAGUAAGAGAUGAAAGAGUCAGUGAAAUUUUUGAACUACUUCAUGUAGUUCGAACAAUAAAAAUGUAUGGUUGGGAAGAAAGUUUUUAUGAAAGAUUAAUGUACUCGCGUAAUAUUGAACUUAAUCAACUUCGACGGUUAUUUUGGCGCACCACCUUUCUCACUUUGCUAGUUCACCUUACUCCAUUCCUUGUUACAUUGUUCGCUUUUGCUUUUAAUGCAUGUUUUAUGAAAGAGACUUUAACGGCCGCUGUUGCUUUCACAAGUAUUAUAUUAUUUAAUACGUUAAAACAGCCAUUACAAAAUUUUCCGAAUUUGGUUGUCGAACUUGUGGGACUUGGUGUAUCAAUAAGACUUGAUGUUGCUUGGAAUUAUGAUAUUAAUAUUCAGGACCCUAAUGAUUUCGUAUUGAGGAAUGUGAAUUUAGAGUUUCCUCUUGGAAAAUUAAGCAUUCUCUGUGGAAAAAGUUCUUCCGGAAAAACUCUUCUUUUUCUUUCGUUCCUUCAAAAUCGUUAUUGGGAUGUUGUUGACCUUUGUUGUUUAAGUAAAGAUUUUGAAAAUAUGGAUGAAGCAGAUUUCACUAAGUGUGAUGAAAAAGAUCUAAUAUUAAAAGAUGAUCAAAAAGCUCGUAUAGCGCUCGCAAGAGCAUUAUAUAGUUCCGCACAAAUUUUGCUCUUAGAUGAUUUUUUGUCAACUAUGGAUUCAUCAAUGGCACAUCAAAUUAUUGAGAAUUGCCUAAAAGGUCCGAUUAUUAAGGGAAGGACUGUGAUAAUUGCGACACACUAUGUUCAAUCUCUUUUGGACGUCGCUAGUUAUAUUGCAAUACUUGGUGAUGGAACUGUUUUAGCCAAAGGCACUCUUGAACAAGUACGUGAAUCGGGAUUUUUAAAUGAUGAAAUUCUUGGAAAUGACCUAGAUGUAGAACAAACCCUAGAUAAAAGUUUACGGAACUCGAUAAAUAGGACUUUUGAAAAAUAUAUUACUGAUAAGAAAACUUGGGCGGCAGAAGAAGCGCAAUUUCAAGGAAAGAUUCCGUUCAAAAUUUAUCUUUUUUACCUAAAGUCUAGUGGUGGCUUAUUAAUUUGGUUUAUGCUAGUUUUUUUAUUCAUAAUCAUUCGAGUUUUAACUGUGGGUGAGACUUAUUGGUUAAGUUUGUGGAGGAUAUAUGCCCUUAUUGCCUUAAGUUCUGCCAUUUUUACAAUUGUUCGCAUGGCUUGGCAACUUUUUGUAUCUCUUAAAGGUUCAAGAACUUUGUUUUCAGAGUUGCUUAAUGCUAUUUUAAGAGCACCCAUGAGCUUUUUUGAUACUGCACCCCUUGGAAAAAUUAUGAAUAGAUUUUCUAAAGAUUUGGGUAUGAUAGAUCAGAGUCUUAUGACAGUUAUGUCGGGUUUUCUUGGAAAUGCUAUUGGGGUAAUAAGUGUACUUGCAGUUGUCACUGCCGUGACAUAUGAAUUUCUCAUAGUUUCCAUUGUUGUUGUCGUGUUAUAUAUUAUCAUUGGCAACAUGUACAUCAAUGCUUCAAGAGAAUUGAAACGUUUGCAGUCUAUAACUCGUUCACCCGUUGUUUCUUGGUUUAGUGAAACAGUGGUCGGCAUCGCAACAAUUCGAGCAUUUAAUGUUGAAAAACGAUUUCUUAAAACCUUCAUUUAUCGCCUAAAUACAUCAAAUCGAACAACAUAUCUACUUCAUAUGUCUAAUCGAUGGAUGUCUGUUCGCUUGGGUUGCAUAGGAGCUUUUGCAUCAUAUUUAGCUGGUAUUUUUAUUCUACGGAAUUCUAUGAGUGAUGGUUUGGCUGGUUUUUGUCUAAGCUAUGCGCUUGGAUUUGUACAGAUUGUAUUUAUGCUAGUCAAGGAUUAUUCAUCCAUGGAAACUAACCUAAAUAGCGUAGAACGCGUUAAGGAAUAUAUAGAUAUGCCACAGGAACCUUUAUUAGUCGUAAAUGCACCUCCUCCAGCUGCAUGGCCGACUGAUGGUAACAUUAAAGUGUCCCAACUAACAGUUAAUCAUCCACAAAAAGAAGAACCCGCACUUGAGGAUAUUUCAUUUCAUGUUAAAACUAAAGAAAAAAUUGGUAUUGUUGGAAGAACUGGAGCUGGUAAAUCUACUUUGGCGAAUUCAUUUUUAAGGUUGACAGAAGCUACUAAAGGCCGAAUUGUGAUUGAUGGAAUUGAUAUUUCAGAGAUUAGUUUAGAAGAUCUUAGGUCACGAUUGACUAUUAUAUCUCAAGGGACAAUUAGAUCAAAUUUAGAUAUUCGGUUAGAACAUGAUGAUCAUGAGUUAUGGGAGUCAUUAAGGCGAGUUCAUCUCAUUCAUAUAGAGGAAAAUUUAUCAAAUGGACAGGCUUUAAUUAUUGGGCCAAUAACAAACUUAAAUGAUCCGGUUAAUGAAGGCGGUAGCAACUUUUCUCGAGGUCAAAGGCAAUUGAUUUGUUUUGCAAGAGCAUUGUUAAGACGAUCAAAAAUAAUUAUUAUGGAUGAAGAAACAGAAAAAAAAAUACAAGAAAUUAUUCAUGAUGAGUUCCAAAACUCUACAGUUUUAAAUAUUUCAUAUCAGUUUAAAGAUAUUAUAGAUUCAAAUCGAAUUCUUGUUCUUGAUAAUGGAGUGAUUAUUGAAUAUGAUACACCUCAGAGUCUUAUAAAAAAUCCUGAAAGUUUAUUCAGACAAUUGUGUGAACAGAGUGGUGAAUUAGAAUCUUUAAUGGAAAUUAUGAGAUUAAAUCAAUCAGAAGAGGAAAAUGAAGAAGAAUAUUAUGAGGAACAUCAUAUUUAUAAUGAUGAUAUGAUGAUGAAUUAA
Messenger RNA from Scutellospora calospora, 4173 nucleotides. The record is from the annotation of a GenBank genome assembly. NCBI's taxonomy places the organism in Eukaryota, Fungi, Glomeromycota, Glomeromycetes, Diversisporales, Gigasporaceae.